AUGAAUGCAAUUGUUUCCCUCGUCCACUUCUGCGAGGUUGAUGGACCAAGCGUAAUAUUCUGUACCCAAGCCUUUCACAAGAAAGUGGUGGAAGACUACGCUGACGGUCUCUCCGUGAGCAGCGGAGAAAUUUUUCCUGAUCGACCUCUCAACGAAAGUCCCAGAGAAAAUGGGAUUCAGGCGAAUAGAAAGGAGCCUUCGAACAUUGGCAGGCCUGCGCCUGCCUCUUGUGCAUCGUGUGCAUUCGUUUUACCUCCAAUGAAUACGUCCGGUGACGCAAAAGUACCGAGCGCAUAUGAAAUAAAGGGUUUCAGAACGGACGACGACGAAAACCCAAUGGUCACUUAUAUUGGCUCCAGGUAUCCGCAACACUCUCAAUUGUAUGCUGCGGUGAGACAAGCAUGUGUGAGAAGUUUGAGCUGCGAGUUCUGUUGUCAGGGAAGGGAAGGUCCCGUCUUGUUCGGAGAUGACAAAGACGGAUAUGUGCUCAGCUACAUGUUUAAGAUCAAGGACAAUAAUGCGAGGGGGUUUCAACGAUGGUACAGCUUUAUCUUUUUAAUGACGGAUCGCGUCUACCUAGUUGCGUCGUGGCCGUUUCUCGUCAGUAAAUUUCGUACCCUCGCGACGAGUUUGCAGUCAAGAGCGAAUCAAGUUUUUGAGAAAGAAAAUGCGGCACGCGAGAGUAGACAAGAUGACUCAUUUCUAUCCCGUUCUGGUCCAAUUUCGCCAACAUCUCCAGACCUAUUUCUCAGACGAAGAUCGAAGCAACCUUUGAGAUCCCUGGUGGACCUGCUGAAAACAAAAGACUUUUAUGUUCUGCUCCACGCUAAUUUUAGUUGGAUACUGAAGGCCUGCGGGAGACGUCUACAGGAGAGGCACUUGAAUGAUCAAAAAUUGGUGAUUGUUGGAAAUAUUGAUUCUUGCGCCUUUUCGCAAAAAACAAAGUUGCUCCUUGACCCGAUCUAUUGUUAUGAUGCCAAAGGAACGAAUUCAAACUCUUCAUCCUGCUCGACCGACGAAUUUGACACCAGAAUCGAUCACAUAAAAGAUCUGUACGAUCUGCUAGGGGUUCAAACAUUCAGGAAAUUGGUUUUAAACUUCGCUCGAGGUAACCAAAUGAUCAUAAGAAGCUCGGAGCCUACCUUCGUCAAAUCCGUCGUUACUAUACUUAAGGAUUUGAUGCCGAGUGAAUAUUGCGAAGUACUUGAAGAUGCGAACGAAUACCAGCCCUUGACCGAAUGCAACAUACUGGGUCUCGAUGAAACAAUAAAAAUACCAGAUGAGAUUGACAAAUCAACCAUCUGUCUCGCAACAAAGUUUGAUCUAAAAUUUGGCGUGGAAGAAAGUGAUGUGGGGAUCAACGACAUGGAUAAUUUAUACAUCAAUCAAUUGUCGGGAAUACUAAAACUGAACUUGCAAAUCGAAUUCAUUAGCAUAAGACUAUUGAUAUUUAGGGAACAAUGGUCAAGCAAAGCCAAGCAAUAUCGCAGAUUCAUUAUGGGUGGUAACGAAAAUUGCAAUCUGGACAAAGAAAGGGAAAUAGCAAAAGCAUUGGACAUUAACGAAAUUGAUUUACCCAUAAUUAGAUUUCUAUCAGGUUACUCCAAAAUAAG
Messenger RNA from Acaulospora morrowiae, 1613 nucleotides. The record is from the annotation of a GenBank genome assembly. NCBI's taxonomy places the organism in Eukaryota, Fungi, Glomeromycota, Glomeromycetes, Diversisporales, Acaulosporaceae.